Molecule: messenger RNA, 1528 nt
Organism: Cavia porcellus (domestic guinea pig)
Lineage: Eukaryota; Metazoa; Chordata; Mammalia; Rodentia; Caviidae
Gene: Iah1
Product: isoamyl acetate hydrolyzing esterase 1 (putative)
Exons: 5
Coding region: 613-1440 (275 amino acids)
Molecular function (GO): hydrolase activity, acting on ester bonds
Source: RefSeq, a predicted model, not a curated record
UGGCAUUGUCACUCCCAACCCGGGACCAGGACGUGUCCAACGCCCGAUUCACCCACGCUGCUGGCGGCUGGGCUGAGGCACCCUGGCAAGGGCGAGGGGCAGAGCCAGUGUGGAGGCCGGAGCGGCGCAGGUGCAGACCGAGCACCGCUGGCCCAAGACUACGGCUGACUCUCUGACCACGGCUGGUCACCCAGGAUCAUUGUUGAAACGGCCUCACUAGGUUGCUCUAGAUCUUCCUGCCUCAGCCUCCCAUAGUGUCGGGGUUAUAGGAGCAUGCAUAUCAUCACAGCCAAAUGAUUUUAAAAAGGAAAGUUCUGGCAAUGGCAGUGACACUUGGGAGGAUGAGGCAGGAGGGUCAGUUCAAGGCUACUGCAUAGUAAGGCUGGCCUGAUCCCAUCCCGAGUGCGUUUCAUAAAUAAAUAACAUCCCUAUUAAUGAACUGGUUUAAAAGCGGAACUGCAACUAACAAUGAAUGUCACUGACUCAAAAAAAAAAAAUCUCAAAAAUCUAUCCACUUACCCUAAGUAAAAUCGCUGUUUCAAUUCCUUAGUUGUGUCACUGUUCGGGUUUUUUUUUUUUUUUUUUUUGGUUUUCUUUGUAUAGAUACUCACUAUGGUAACCCAGGCUGGCCUUCAACUUGAGGCUAUCCAGCCUCGGCCUCCAGAGUACCAGGAUUACAGACAGGCCUGUACUACCACGCCCAGCGGGUUUCAACUUAGCGAUCUUAUAGCUCUUGGCUGUAGUCGCUGGGGUCAACUCCCACGCUGCCUAGACAUGCGUGCGCAUGCCUGGGCCUGCGUGAGCAGAAGGCAGCAAAAAUGCGAUGUUCUGAAUCGCGGAUUUUCUGGUUACAACACCCGCUGGGCCAGAAUCAUCCUUCCGAGACUGGUGGGGAACUGGGACAGCCCCACAGUGGUGACCAUUUUCUUUGGUGCCAAUGACAGCUCCUUGAGAGAGGAGAACCCCAGGCAGCACGUACCCCUGGACGAGUUUGCGGCCAACCUGAGCUCCAUGGUGCACUACCUGCGCUCCGUGGGCAUCACUGAGAGCCGUGUAGUCCUAGUCACGCCACCGCCAUUGUGCGAGGCUGCCUGGGAGCGGCACUGCCUGGCACAAGGUCACAGGCUGAACCGCAAGAAUGAGGUGGCCGGCAAGUAUGCCAGGGCAUGCGCACAGGUAGCCCAGGACUGUGGGACAGAUGUCCUCGACCUAUGGACUCUGAUGCAAGAGGACAAUCAGGAUACCUCUGCCUUCCUGUCGGAUGGACUCCACCUGUCACCAAAGGGAAACGACUUUGUCUUCUCACACCUGUGGCCCCUGGUGGAGAGGAAGGUGUCGGCCCUGCCCCUGCUGCUCCCUGACUGGAAGGAUGUGGCGGCAGGGGACCCUGAGUGGAGCCUGUUGGGCGAGGGGGGUCCUGCACCUGCUGAGAUGGACUGAGGGGCCUGCUGGGGCCCCAGACACCCUGCUCUUGGAAUGGCAUGAGGAAGGACAGUCUCUGUUUUUAAAAAGUCAGUUUUAUGAAAAA